Molecule: messenger RNA, 903 nt
Organism: Coprinopsis cinerea okayama7#130
Lineage: Eukaryota; Fungi; Basidiomycota; Agaricomycetes; Agaricales; Psathyrellaceae
Exons: 6
Coding region: 41-856 (271 amino acids)
Biological process (GO): intracellular protein transport; vesicle fusion; Golgi to vacuole transport
Cellular component (GO): membrane; SNARE complex; endomembrane system
Molecular function (GO): SNAP receptor activity; SNARE binding
Source: RefSeq, a predicted model, not a curated record
CCAACGACUGCACGCCCGUCGAGCUCGACAGCCUUCCAUCAUGAGCUUCCAAGAUAUUGAGGCUGGUAAUGGCCUUCCCAAUCGCUCAACAGCGAGAAAUGCACCACAAUCCAGCGAAGAUGCAGAAUUCCAGAAACUCCAGUCGUCAUUGUCACUCCAGGUGUUCAAGAUGAAUGCGAACGUUCAGGGCAUCCUGAAAUACGUUGACCAGCUUGGGACUCCUAAAGACAAUGCAACUCUCAGGAAAACGCUACAUGACCUCACGGAAUCGACACGCGCAAUGGCGAAACGGAGUUCAGAAGACCUGAAACGCCUUUCAGCACUACAAUCGGGGCUGCCUCACCAGAAGACUGCGCUCCAAAAGACCUCCCAUGACCUCCAAAUGUCUUUAGUCGCGUUCCAGCGGGCACAGCAAGUCAGUGCAGAACGGCAGAGGACUGUUGUACAGGGAGUGAGACUGGCAGUGGAGGACGAUUCGUCGACGCGAGAUGAACCCGAACCCUCUUCUCAAACUCAGCGGCAGGCACAGAUACUACAAGCCCAAUUGUCGCCCCAUGAACUCGCCUACCAGGAAUCUCUCAUUCAGGAACGCGAAGAGGAAAUCCGAGAAAUAGAAACUGGUAUUCACGAACUGGCGGAGAUUUUCCACGACUUGGGCACGCUUGUCAACCAGCAGGGUGGAAUGCUUGACAACAUUGAGAUGAACAUUUCGUCAGUCGCUGCUGACACGGGGGCAGCUUCUGAAGAAUUGAGGACGGCACAUGAAUAUCAAAGAAGGGCAGGGCGGCGUGCUGCAUGCUUGUUGCUAAUUCUUUCGGUAGUGGUUGCAGUUGUAUUGCUUGCGAUCUUAUCAUGAUCAUCGCGGCGAUAUAUUGGAUACCGGGAUACCCCUUGCGUUCCUUG